UCCUUUUGGACAUUUUAUGUAAUGGGAGGUCUUUCUGCGACCUCUUUCAUAAUAGUGUUUCAUAUAAUAAUCACUUAUGAUUACAAAUAUAAAGAUAACUACACCGCUCAGGAGAGAUCAAAGAUGUCUGAGGAGUUCACCUCCGUAAAACUUCCUUGGUCGAAAGAAUUUCCCGUUCUGUUACUCUCAAUUUUCCUUCUAAGCUUGCUGAUCUUCACUCUAUUGAGUUACAAACUUCUAAUUAUCUGGAUCGAACGUUUGUUCUAUCCUGACAACUUGAACAGAGUGUUCAUGCAGAACGAAGAGAUGGAUGACCUCAUCGAUGAAGAAAUUGAGGUGAAAUCUUACAAGUUUCAGGCCCCAGGCCUGAUCAAGAAGAUUACCAGUACCUACUUUAUUAAGAGCAAGAAGGAAGACAUGGAAAGAAUCAAGAAGAAGUUGUCAGGCCUUAUUAAGAAGUAUAAAUAGACAGGAAUCUAAGUGCACAGUUGACCUUGAGAAUAUGCUUCGAGAUCGUGACUUUGAAGUUACUAGAAACCGAGUCGGCAGAGCUAUAGAAGAAGCCAAGGUCAAUAAUACAACCCAGAUGAGUAAUAUAGUUCAUACUCAAGAAGACCUCUUCUCGUAUGAUAUCAGCCAGAUUGUUGUUGACAAAAAGAGAAAGAAGAAUGAUAAGGCUCUCCAUCUCUCAAUGGCAUCUCCUAAAGAGAUCCAAAAGUGAUACAAAAAGUUUGUAAAAGAGAAUAAUCUUCGUGAGGUAUCCAAUUAUAGCCUCUCUUCAAAAAUUGAAUCUAAAACAGAUAAGGAGACCUAUGAAUGCUGAGUCUGCUACACCAACCCACCCAAUGGUGUAUUCUUUGCUUGAGGUCAUGCAGGCAUUUGUUAUGAAUGAGCUGUAGAAAUAUUCAAGAAGAAGGGGAAAUGCCAUUUCUGCAGAAAAGAGGUCAGCCUCGUCCUCCGAAUCGAGCUCAAAACUGUAUUCGAUGAAUAUGUCUUAGUAAAAGCAGCUACAUUCAAUAAAUUUCAGAAAGUCAAAUUCGAUAGCGAAUAUAGCAUAGAAAGCGAGAUGCCGUCGUAUAAUGAAGAAAGAAAGUCAAGAGAUAGUCAUACUAUGAGAAAUCAGGAAGAAUCAAAAAGGCUUCCAGUUUAUCACAGAAGUUCUGUGGAUGAAUCCCAGAGAAAGCCAGAACACUAUAAUGUAUCGAAGGAUAGACAAGAGAUCUCAAUUAGGGCCCUUAGUAAUCAGGAUUUAUCUGUCAGAAGGAAAGAGGUAUCUAGCAAACAGUCUAGGUGUCCAUAUAAAAACAUGGUUCCGUCCAAUACCUUGAGGUUUAGGCAUAGUCAAAGGUCAAUGGAGUUCUCAAAGGGAGGAUUUACAAAUAGAAUAGCUAGCUUAAGAAAAACUUCCAACCGAAAAUUCGAAGAAAUCAAAGACAAAGAACUCGCAGAUCAUGGACUUAACCAAAUUCCUAACCAGCUAGAUCAUGAAUUCUUAGUAAAGAUGUCUGAAAAUAAUGCUGGGACUUUUAGGAAUAAGUUCAUGAGUUCUAAUCAUUCAAACAAAAAUUCUAAUGUUAAGAUGGACAAAAUCCAGGUGAUGUCAGAGCUGGAUGAAAUCGGAGGAGAAGAACUCUAAAUAUGCCCUAAUUUUUCCAUCCUACCCACACAUACGG
Molecule: messenger RNA, 1673 nt
Organism: Moneuplotes crassus
Lineage: Eukaryota; Ciliophora; Spirotrichea; Euplotida; Euplotidae
Source: the annotation of a GenBank genome assembly